GUAUUAUUGCUGUUGAAAUGUCGAAAGUACCCUCCCCAUUGAAGUUAUUUGAAACUCCACAAAAGUAGGCCAUUUGAUCGGCGGUGCAAAGGGAAUUGAAAAUGAAGGCGUGGAUUUACAGAGAGUACGGCGGCGUCGAUGUAUUGCAGCUGGAAUCCGAUGUUCCAGUACCCGAAAUCAAUCAUGAUCAGGUCUUGAUCAAAGUUGUCGCUGCUUCUCUUAAUCCCGUCGAUUUCAAGAGACGCCUCGGCUUAUUCAAGCCCACCGAUUCACCCCUCCCUAUUGUUCCGGGCUUCGACGUGGCUGGAGUGGUGGUCAGAGUUGGGAGUGGAGUAACGAAUUUUAAGGAAGGAGAUGAGGUUUAUGGAGAUAUAAUUGAGAAAGCAUUUCAAAAUCCUAAACAAUUUGGUAGUUUAGCAGAGUACACAGCUGCUGAAGAGAGACUCUUGGCUCUUAAGCCCAACAACCUUGAUUUUGUAGAGGCUGCUUCCCUCCCUCUCGCCCUCGAGACGGCCUACGAGGGCCUCGAAAGGGCCGCUUUCUCCGAGGGCAAAUCCAUCCUCGUCCUCGGAGGAGCCGGUGGCGUUGGAUCACUUGUAAUUCAGCUAGCAAAACAUGUGUUUGGUGCAUCUAUGAUAGCUGCAACAGCCAGCACUUUGAAGCUGGAAUUGGUGAAGAGUUUGGGUGCAGAUUUGGCUAUUGAUUACACCAAACAAAAUUUCGAAGAUUUGGAUACCAAAUUCGACCUAGUUUAUGAUGCAGUUGGAGAAAGAGAUAGAGCGAUGAAGGCGUUGAAGGAAGGUGGUAGCGUGGUAGUUGUUAGUCAAAUUGAAUGGCUUAAGGCGGUGGAUAUUAAUGACAAACUUCUUGUUUGUCAAAUUUAGUAGGCAAUUCAUGUCAAAAUUUGUGGGCACUCUUGCCUAUAAAUAGAAUGCAUGGUAGCAUUCUAAGAUCAUCCCAACACACACAAAUCAUUCCACACACUAACGUGCACAACGUUAUAUAUAGUGAUUGUGGUAGUUUUAUCUUGAGUGUUGUACUAUUCUGAAA
Messenger RNA from Salvia splendens (bonfire salvia), 1050 nucleotides. RefSeq names its product 2-methylene-furan-3-one reductase. The record is from RefSeq and is a predicted model, not a curated record. The transcript has 4 exons. NCBI's taxonomy places the organism in Eukaryota, Viridiplantae, Streptophyta, Magnoliopsida, Lamiales, Lamiaceae. Gene Ontology annotation, molecular function: oxidoreductase activity, acting on the CH-CH group of donors, NAD or NADP as acceptor; zinc ion binding. Bases 102 to 884 code for a protein of 260 amino acids.